AUGGCGACCCAACAAUUAUCUCAAACGAACCAAGUUUCUCCGGAAUAUAUUGAAAUAAUGAAUCGGAUAGAAAAAGAAUUGGAUGAAGUAUAUGAAAUGGAAGAUGGAGAACAAUUUUGUUUUCAAUUAUCUAAUGAAAUUGUUAGGAUCGGAUUAAAUAUUAUUGAAGAACGGCAUUUUGAACGAGAAAGUGUUUAUUAUACUGUCGAUGAUUGUAUGGAAAAGAUGUUUACGAUAUUGGAUGUAAGUUCUCUCAAUAAUAUUGAAAAAAAACAUUUGGGAGUCAAUCAUCAUAUGAUUCAGUAUACUUUCAUUCAAAAGGAUGAAGGAGAUGGAGAGAUGGCUUUGCAUCAUUUGGAGGAAGGCUCUCCUCUUGAACCAAGCAUUGAGCCUCAAAGAAUUCCAAAUGAUUCGUGUGCCCGAGGAAGUGUACCAAUGAGAAGAAAACCACAACCUCCACCAAUGUCAAGAGCAAAUAGUGGACGAUUAUCAAAAACAUCAAUUCGUUCUUUUGGUCAAGGACCAAGAGCUUCAGUAGCAGUGAACAAUACUAAAGAUGCCAUUAACACAAGUACAAGCACAGCCAAGUCCACAACAAUUAGAAGUAGCAUGGCAUCCAGUAUUUUGUCUACAGUGACCAACAAGCAGAAUGCAAAUAGACCAAUGAAUGGGGCAACAAGUGUGGUUCGAUAG
This is a messenger RNA of Naegleria lovaniensis, 693 nucleotides long. RefSeq lists its product as uncharacterized. The coding region runs from base 1 to 693 and encodes 230 amino acids. NCBI's taxonomy places the organism in Eukaryota, Heterolobosea, Eutetramitea, Acrasida, Naegleriidae. The transcript has a single exon. The record is from RefSeq and is a predicted model, not a curated record.